Molecule: messenger RNA, 236 nt
Organism: Strongylus vulgaris
Lineage: Eukaryota; Metazoa; Nematoda; Chromadorea; Rhabditida; Strongylidae
Source: the annotation of a GenBank genome assembly
AUGCAAUCUGCUGGCGCUCUACUUUGGGAGUUGAAUCUACCAACUGAUUUUGAUCGUCCAUGGGAUCUGCGAGGAUCUCUUAGCGUUACAAAAGUGCUCUAUAGACAUCACGAUUACUGCGAAAAAUUCCUUGACGAUCGACGACUUCUUCAAUACUUGGACUCGCAAAAGACUGAUCUGGUUGUGUUUGAUAAUUUCAUGCAGGUAUGUAUGUUUUCGAAACAUGGAAAAUGACU